Eupeodes corollae is the source of this 1323-nucleotide messenger RNA. RefSeq lists its product as uncharacterized. Lineage: Eukaryota; Metazoa; Arthropoda; Insecta; Diptera; Syrphidae. The coding region runs from base 1 to 1323 and encodes 440 amino acids. The record is from RefSeq and is a predicted model, not a curated record. The transcript is spliced from 2 exons.
AUGGACGGGGGUACAGAUCCCCCUAGAAAAAACUGGUUUAAAGGGCUACCUCCUGAGGUAAUCCUUGACCAGAAUCAAAACUCCAACAAAAAACCCAAGCGAAAGCGCCCAAGCGACGACUUUCCCGAACCCCCAGUCAUAAAUAAUGACAAUAACAUCCCAAGAUUUAUAGUUGUGACAGGUCUGGAAAAAACAGGUGAAAAUAUUCGUUCUCUUUCAUCGUAUAACCCCAUCCAAAUCAAUAGAGGUCUUGAAUUUAUCUCUAAAGAUAUCUUGGAGGUUAAAGCCAUGAGAUCUGGAGAUCUUCUCCUUAAAGUGCUUAAUGUUGAGACUGCCAAUAAAUUCCUAAAAGCCAAACUCGUGGAUUCUAUUCCAGUAAAAGUCACAAACCACCUUAGCCUGAACUCUAUUCAAGGAAGAAUAUACUCCAAACAUAUUGUAGAUAUCAGCGAAGAAGAGUUAUUGUCUGAAUUGAAAAAAUUCAAGGUAAUUGAUGUCAAGAAAAUGAUGAGAAAGCAAGACGAUUCAUUGGUGGCAACCGGUGCAGCUAUCUUGACUUUCGACUUGAUUCGGCGACCCAACGAAGUGAAAAUUGGAUGGGUUAAUUGCAAAGUAGACGAAUAUAUACCCAACCCCAUGAGAUGCAUAUCUUGCCAAAAACUUGGACACACCAAGAAUAGGUGCACAGGUGCUCCAUUGUGCAAAAACUGCUGUCUUCCACCACCGCACGAUAGUUGCACACGUGUUUUUUGUCUCAAUUGCAACACAGAAGGCCACACUCCAAGUGAUCCCGCCUGCCCUUCCUUUCUCCGAUAUAAAUCCGUCAACAAAAUCAAAAUUGAUCGCCGGUGUACCGUACGGGAUGCUUGGCAGAUAUUCAAUGACAACCCUUCAAUACAUCAGCUCCCCGCUCCAAAGAAUCGUAAUUUUGGCAGCUCCACAAUGGCAGACAUAAUAAAAACACGCAUAGAAAAAACUAAACAACAACAUGCACUUAACAACAAAUUGAAAAAUACCACUGCAUCUCCUCCUACUAAUGAACUAUUACAAACUGCAUCAUCAUUAACUUCAAUCGUACUAAGCAAUGACAACGAAACGUCAAACGACAGAAUUAAUCUGUCUCUUUCACCAAUUUCGGACUCCGAAAAUGAUGCUGAAAUGGAAGCUGGUGGCUCUGAGAUACCAUCUCAGUCAUCUGUAACCUCUCCUGCAUCAAAACAAACUCUCUUAAAUAAAUCAUAUGACAGAACUCUCUUAGAUCACGAAACCAUAAACACUCCAAAUACAUUAAUUACAUCCACAAACCAUAAUCCAUCACAAUGA